CCCAGAUCGUCCUGCCCAACAGCAUCCGCCGCCAUGUCCACCAUCAAGCGCAUCAUUCCUCUCCUCGACCGUGUCCUGGUCCAGCGCAUCAAGGCCCAGGAGCGCACUGCCUCGGGUAUCUUCAUCCCCGAGAAGGCCCAGGAGACCCUCAACGAGGGCAUUGUCAUGGCUGUCGGCCCCGGUGCCCCUGACAAGAACGGAGUCACCCACCCCUGCUCUGUCAAGGAGGGCGAUCGCAUCCUGCUUCCUCCCUUUGGCGGCAACACCGUCAAGCUCGGCAGCGAGGAGUACCUUCUGUACCGCGAUAACGAGAUCUUGGCCAAGCUCCUUGAAAAAUAAGCAUCUCUCCCCCUACGACUACGCGCCAUCGGUCCUCUCGACUCCAUGGCCGUGCUCGCCGACUGUCUGGAACUGACGGUGCUCCGCCACCACAUCCCCAAAACGCUGUCCUGGCCAGGCUGGUGCUCAGCGCGAUCUGGAGAAUUUAGACCGGGAGCCGUGGCCAUGCCCAUCCGCACUGCCCUCUUUGUGCCUCUGUAAUAUCCCAUCGCCUUCCCAAUACAUCCCAUCUUUAAACGCAA
Molecule: messenger RNA, 581 nt
Organism: Polychytrium aggregatum
Lineage: Eukaryota; Fungi; Chytridiomycota; Chytridiomycetes; Polychytriales
Product: chaperonin 10-like protein
Exons: 3
Coding region: 34-339 (101 amino acids)
Cellular component (GO): mitochondrial matrix
Molecular function (GO): ATP binding; protein folding chaperone; metal ion binding
Source: RefSeq, a predicted model, not a curated record